UUGAUUUUCGCAGUUUCUAUCCCAGAUUUUUCCCGUGAAAAUAGAGCUGCAGUUAUCACUAAACAAAUUAAUUUCAAUUGAAAAUAUAAAGAGAGUUUACUAUAGUUGUGUUGGGGCGUCUGUAUCGUACAUUAAACCUACUUUUACGCUGUGUAGCCACCCGUAACGAUCUUUCUGAAUAUACAUUACAUUCCCGUGGUGUUUUUCUGAAAAAUAAGCUGUUUUAGAUAAAAAUGAGUUCUAUAGCGCAACAAAAGGUCCUUGUCAAGGAAGGUUUAUUUCAGUUUAUUACAAAACAUAUCCCUAGUGCUGAUCUAAACGUGAUAGAUGAUAUAGUUCUUACGUAUGUGAUUUCGAUCCUGGAAGAAGCUUCGCAGGACCCGUGCUUCGAUGUUGAAGGCUUCAUAGAAAUGAUGUCAGCAUACGUGCCACAAUUCGGUCACAUUGACGCUGGGCUGGUCUGCACGUGGGUCCUGGAGCUGGAAGCUGAGCUCAACCAGCGAGAUGACACGGAUUCGCUUUCAAAUAACGAUGACUCUGCAAGCAGUGAUAGGCUCAGCCUUACGCUGCAGAAUCUCAGCGAGAUGCUGCCUCCAAUGACUAAGAACAGCAGCAGCCGAUCUCACUCCAACUCGGAGUCGUCUGAGAGCGUGGAAGGCAACAGGCGCCCCCUGCUGGAGGAAGACGUGCACGCGGAACAGUGCAAGGCUCUCGCUGAGAUGUUCCCCAAUACUUGCGCCAUGGAGAUCAAGCACUGCGUCUCAAUCGGUCACGGUGACGUCGAACGCGCUGCAGCUACACUCCUACACCGCCGUGAACAAGGACAGUCUCUGUCCGCCGCCGCGCUGCAUUCCGCCGCGCGGACUACUCCGCUCUGUGACGACAGCGAGCUCAAGAACAGGAUCAUUGCUCGAUAUUCCUACGUGGACAAGAACGCGGACCAGAAGGAGCACAAGCCGCUCGCUCCUAAGAUUGAGCCAAAGAAGAUGGUUCGGUACAGGGACAACAAGAUCGUCUCGCUCAAGGGAGAGAGGUACACUGAGGUACCCAAGUCUGGAGUCGACGAGGAAAACUUGAAGAAGCCCAAAAAACAUCACUGCCCUUAACCAUUAAGAGCAUGUCAGUACAGU
This is a messenger RNA of Spodoptera litura, 1130 nucleotides long. Its product is annotated as CUE domain-containing protein 2. The record is from RefSeq and is a predicted model, not a curated record. NCBI's taxonomy places the organism in Eukaryota, Metazoa, Arthropoda, Insecta, Lepidoptera, Noctuidae.